GGGGAUAUAAUUUUUAAUAAUAACAUAAAAAAGAAGUAAAAGAUUUAGAAUUAAGUUGUGUUUAAAAGAAAAGAAAAGAAAAGAAAAACAGUACAUGUGUUGACUGACGGACCAUUAUUAAGGCAUCACCCACCACCGCUGUUGAAAAACGCACCUCAUCUCUACCAGCUCCCUCUUAUUUAUAGGGAACUGAGCUAAGGGAAGGGAGUUGACUCACUCAUAUCCUUCUCAAAGAAUCAAGAUCAAGAUCAAGCGGCGGCCGGCAACAACCAACAACCGAGAUGACUCUUUCUCUCUCCCUUCAACUAAAUGCUCGACUUACACUUACAGGCAAGAAACAAUAUUAUUGGAAACUACGGGGGGACGACUCUGUCUCUACUACAAUAUUGAAACCAAAGGCUACCCAUCUGAGAAUCUCAUCUGGGUAUGAUGGAGGAAACAGAUUCUCCUCUGUUGGAAAUCCUAAAGCAAUCGAUAUUCCUCGACAAUGGUACAAUCUAAUCGCCGAUCUUCCGAGUAAACCUCCACCACCUCUACACCCAAAAACAUUUCAACCAUUGAAGCCCGAGGAUUUGUCUCAUCUCUUUCCCGACGAAUUAAUCAAGCAGGAGACAACCCUUGAACGCUUCAUUGAUAUCCCUCAAGAAGUGCUCGAUAUCUACUCCCUUUGGCGUCCAACCCCUCUUAUAAGGGCCAAGAGAUUGGAGAAACUGCUGGAUACGCCUGCCAGGAUAUAUUUCAAGUAUGAAGGUGUAAGUCCGGCUGGAUCACACAAACCGAAUACUGCAGUUCCACAAGUCUGGUACAAUGCACAACAAGGAGUCAAGAGGAUCGUCACGGAAACCGGCGCCGGCCAAUGGGGAUGUUCACUGGCCUUCGCUUGCAGCUUAUUUGAUAUUGACUGCCAAGUUUGGCAGGUUCGAGCAUCGUUUGAUCAGAAACCGUACAGAAAAAUGAUGAUGCAAACGUGGGGUGCCAAGGUUCAUCCAUCUCCCUCUGAAAUCACCGAAUGUGGAAGAAGAAUUCUGGAAAAGGAUCCGGACAGCCCAGGCAGCCUAGGAAUUGCGAUCUCAGAGGCGGUAGAAGUUGCAGCCAUGGAUGCGGGCACAAAAUACUGUCUGGGCAGCGUUCUUAACCACGUUUUACUUCAUCAGACAGUUAUAGGCGAAGAGUGCAUACAGCAGAUGGAGAUUAUGGGGGAGACUCCUGACGUGAUCAUUGGAUGCGCUGGAGGAGGGUCAAACUUUGGCGGGCUCUGUUUCCCCUUCAUUCGCGAGAAGCUUAAGGGGAGAAUGAAUCCUGUCAUCAGAGCGGUUGAACCCGCGGCAUGCCCGUCGCUGACGAAAGGCGUCUAUGCUUACGAUUAUGGCGAUACUGCCGGAAUGACGCCGCUCAUGAAAAUGCACACAUUGGGACACGACUUCAUUCCGGACCCUAUUCACGCAGGAGGUUUACGUUAUCAUGGAAUGGCGCCAUUGAUAUCGCACGUGUAUGAAUUGGGUUUCAUGGAAGCCAUUUCAAUCCCUCAGAAUGAAUGCUUUCAAGGGGCCAUACAAUUCGCUAGAACGGAAGGGUUGAUUCCUGCGCCGGAGCCGACGCAUGCGAUAGCGGCGGCGAUUAGAGAGGCGAUCCGGUGUAGAGAGAGCGGGGAAUCGAAAGUGAUUCUGAUGGCGAUGUGUGGACAUGGGCACUUUGAUCUUCCAGCCUAUGAAAAGUAUUUGCAAGGAGGUUUGGUUGAUCUUUCUUUUGAUCAAAACAAGAUCAACGCAUCUCUUUCCAACAUCCCAAAUCUAGCUUAAAAAUUACCAAACCCUAAACCCUAAACCAUAAACCCUAAACCGAUCAUCAUCAUUUCUUAACUUAAGUCUCCUCUCUGUAAUAAUAAUAAUAAUAAUGUUGAUGAAAACCAAGGAUAAUCUGCUUGGGUGAGAGAAGAGUCUGCCCAUUUUUCUUUCUUUCUAUGUUAGAUUUUGAUUUAAGCUUAA
Impatiens glandulifera is the source of this 1985-nucleotide messenger RNA. RefSeq names its product tryptophan synthase beta chain 2. Gene Ontology annotation, biological process: L-tryptophan biosynthetic process. The record is from RefSeq and is a predicted model, not a curated record. Bases 282 to 1799 code for a protein of 505 amino acids. Lineage: Eukaryota; Viridiplantae; Streptophyta; Magnoliopsida; Ericales; Balsaminaceae. The transcript has 6 exons. Gene Ontology annotation, molecular function: pyridoxal phosphate binding; tryptophan synthase activity; L-serine hydro-lyase (adding indole, L-tryptophan-forming) activity.